Scatophagus argus is the source of this 4291-nucleotide messenger RNA. RefSeq names its product relaxin family peptide receptor 1 (gene rxfp1). Gene Ontology annotation, biological process: G protein-coupled receptor signaling pathway. Gene Ontology annotation, molecular function: protein binding; G protein-coupled receptor activity. Gene Ontology annotation, cellular component: membrane. The record is from RefSeq and is a predicted model, not a curated record. The transcript has 18 exons. NCBI's taxonomy places the organism in Eukaryota, Metazoa, Chordata, Actinopteri, Scatophagidae. Bases 181 to 2553 code for a protein of 790 amino acids.
UGUAGGUUCGUCUUCUCGCAGCACAACUCAUCUGCGCUGUAUGAAAAUAAAGGUGCGGCAACUUUUAGCGUUCCUUUCUUUCUUUACGCGCAAGUUCCCAGCUUGGCCAAGCAGCCGACAAUAUCGCUGCUUUCUCUCCACCACCCCGCGUGAUUUUCCACAGAAACUUCAGGAGGUACCAUGCGAGUUUAUGUGGCUGUCAUACUCGCUUAUGGAGUGUCGGCACUCAAUAUCACUGAGGAGAAGGUAUCCUGCCCCCUUGGAUAUUUCCCCUGUGGCAACCUGACCGUUUGCCUCCCUCAGCUCAUGCACUGCAAUGGCAUCGAUGACUGUGGAAAUCAAGCUGAUGAGGAGAACUGUGGAGAUAAUAAUGGAUGGCCCCAUCUUUUCGACAAGUAUUUCGGAAUGCCCAGCUCAAAUGCUGAAACAAAGUCCAAUAUAUGCUUGCUGGGUGUUGUUCCUGAGCUUUGCCAGUGUCGAGACCUGGAGCUGGACUGUGACAGCACACAGCUUCGAGAUAUUCCAGUGGUAGCGAUAAAUGUCACUAUGAUGUCCCUACAAAGGAACCAGCUUCAGAAACUGCGAGCAAACGCAUUCUUUAAGUACCAGAGCCUACAGAAACUAUAUCUGCAACACAACAGAAUUCAAGAUGUGAGUCCCGAUGCAUUCAGAGGGCUUUAUAAUUUAACAAGACUAUAUCUGAGCUACAACAAGAUAUCUGUCCUGAUGCCAGGGGUGUUCCAGGACCUGCACAAGCUGGAGUGGUUGAUCCUGGAAAAUAACAACAUCCAUCAAAUGUCUACCAUGACCUUUUCGGGGCUGAACUCCCUUGUUUUACUGGUUUUGUUGAACAACUCUUUGACAACGCUGGAUGACAUCUGUCGAGAAAUGCCAAGACUGAACUGGCUGGAUUUGGAGGGAAAUCUCAUCGAAAGCAUUGGAAAUGGCUCAUUACGCUCAUGCAGUAUGCUGACAGUUCUGGUUUUACAGAGGAACAGGAUCAGCCAUAUACAUGAGCAAGCUUUCUCAGUCCUCCAAAAGCUUGGAGAAUUGGAUCUGUCUAACAACAGACUGGUGGCGAUCCCUCCCAAUCUCUUUGUCUUACUGGGGGAUUUGCUCCAACUGAAUAUAUCAUACAAUCCCCUUGUGAAGCUCCAAGUUGACCACUUUGACAAGCUGGCUAAGUUGAAGUCAUUGAGCAUAGAAGGAAUAGAGAUUGAAAACAUACAACGGAGGAUGUUUGAACCUCUCAAAUACUUGACUCAUAUCUACUUUAAAAAAUUCCAGUACUGUGGCUAUGCUCCUCAUGUGCGCAGCUGCAAACCCAACACUGAUGGCAUCUCGUCCUUCGAAGACCUGCUGGCCAACAUCGUGCUGAGGGUCUUCGUCUGGGUGGUCUCUGCCACCACGUGCUUCGGCAACAUCUUCGUCAUCUGCAUGCGGUCGUACAUCCGAUCAGAGAACAAACUCCAUGCCAUGUGCAUCAUCUCACUCUGCUGUGCAGACGGGCUGAUGGGAAUCUACCUUUUCAUGAUUGGUGCAUAUGAUCUGAAGUUCCGUGGCGAGUACAACCGGCAUGCACAAGCCUGGAUGGACAGCAUUCAGUGUCAGGUCAUUGGAUCUUUGGCCAUGCUGUCCACUGAGGUAUCAGUUCUUCUCCUCACUUACCUCACUCUGGAGAAAUACAUCUGCAUCGUCUACCCUUUCCAGUACUUGACGCCUGGCUGGCGACGAACUGUCACCAUCCUUAUCGGGAUAUGGGUGUUCGGUUUUAUUGUUGCCUUCCUUCCACUUGCCUGCAAGGGGCUAUUUCGCAACUUCUAUGGGACUAAUGGAGUUUGCUUCCCGCUGCACUCUGAGCAGCCAGAGACGCUUUGGGCACAUGUUUACUCCAUCGUCAUUUUCUUGGGUCUGAACUUGGUGGCAUUCCUCAUUAUUGUCUUAUCCUAUGCAAGCAUGUUCUAUAACAUCCAGAGAACAGGGACUCAGACCACAAAAUACAGCAACCACAUCAAGAAUGAGGUGACCAUCGCCAAAAGGUUCUUCUCUAUCGUCAUUACUGACUCGCUUUGCUGGAUCCCCAUUUUCAUCCUCAAGAUCCUGUCACUGCUGCAGGUGGAGAUUCCCGGUACCAUCAGCUCCUGGGUGGUCAUAUUUAUUCUCCCCAUCAACAGUGCCCUUAACCCUAUCCUUUACACACUGACUACACGGCCUUUCAAAGAGACCAUUCUGCAGGUAUGGGCUAACUACCGGCAGAAGAGGCCUCUACUCAGUGGUCACCAAGCUCAUCAUCCAUCACUCACCUGGCAGGAAAUGUGGCCUCUGCAGGACAACAGCCAUGGCGUCACCGCAGGCCACCCAGUGCAAACAACAGGCACUGUAACCAAGCUCACCCCUGUGGAAAACACCAAUGAUGGGUACAACGACAUGACCUUGUGCACACAGAAACAACAGAGGCACCAUACAGUGCUGUCAGUAUGCUCACAGAAACAAGCAAUGCCGCAAACACUCACACACACUCGCAUUUACGCAUCAACAAAUGAACUCAUCUAGAUGUCAAACCAAGGAUCUGCACGGAUCUGUCCAUAAUGUCAUCAGUCACCUCAACAGAUUAAAUGUAAUUCAGGUUCAUUCAUCUCAGCAAUUAAGAGUGUUUAACCUGUUAAAAAAGAAUAGUAUUUUUAAAGGGAUAGUCCUUCAUUUAUGUCCCGAUUUCUCCUUUGUGAUUAAACAUCAUUCGUAAUCAUUAGUGUUUUUGGAAAUCCAGCUGUGUGCAUGUCUUGUCCAAGCAGCAGUCAUCAUGGCAGAGGGUGAAGUCAAUGUGGAAAUUCCUUAUGCAGCAGCACAGCUCCUUUAAUUCAGACAACUCCAAAAAGAUAUCUGUCAGUGUAGAGCCCCUCUGAUGGUUUAGCUUUUGUUCCACUAGGUGUAAUAGCUCAGUGUAAUUUCCCAGAGAGGGCUCCUUUCAUAACUCUUUCUGAAAACUGAAACAUGAUAUUCUGCCCAUAUUCUGAGCUGAAUAUUAGGCUACACUAUACUUUUGAGUAAAACCCUAGCAUUUCUAACAGUGAUAAAAGACUGAAUUUUAUUUGAAUCCAGUAACCAUGGCUAACAUCAACCAUUUGACUGCACGUCUGUGGCAAUAAACAACAUGACUGUUGAGUGUAGAAGGUCAUUCUUGACUUUGGAAACAGUAAUUUCACUCAAGAUUCGCAUACCAGCCUUUUCCAGACCUCUCAAGCAUAUCUUGCAGUCUUUUCACUGCAAAUGUCAAAAACAGGGUUAUGCAGCACAUGAGGAAGUAACAAAUGCAGAGUGUGUAGCUCGCAAGUUAUCUAAAUAAAAUUAUAGACAAACCUUUUAACAGCACACUGAGAGGAACCAUGACUUCUUUUUGAUGUUUUUUUCCAGUUUAUUUAUAGUUUUUGAUGUCUGCUUAAUAAUAUCUAAGGGAACAAGAAAAAAUGUUCAAAAUGUUCAGUGUGUAGCUAAACGCUUUGAAUCCACGUCAGAAUCCAGUUAAUCACUGCAUUCAAGUUUCUUUUUUGUCAGUCAAUUGUACUUAAUUAUAAGGUGAAUCAAUCCCAUUUUAUGGAAUGAGCACAUAAGAAUACACUUUAUGCUGUAUACUGUAUAAUGCAGAUCUGUUUUCGUUCUUGCAUCUAUCAGUUCUUGUGUUGCCUCUGCCACCAAAAAUUAUUUUCGGGGAAUACAGAAUGUAAUAUAUGAGAUAUGUCCAAUAUAUUUAACAAAGAAUGUACUUAAUUUGGGGUGAUAAUAAUCAAAAAUUUGGCAAGAGAGUUACAGCUACACAGGUAGCAAUUUUAAACUGUCUUUUAUACAUUCUGUCUAACAAUUCCCCAGCCGGUCUGGGGGGUUUGAGCUUGGACUCAGCCUCAUGUUACCAACAACUACACCACACAACACAUUUUUUACAGUGACCUAAAGAGUGAAGGACAUUUGUACAAUGAUCAUAGACUCUUCUGUGCAUAUGUUGUUCAAUGAACUACUGAUUCCUGUGGAAAAUAACUUUUUCAGUCAUUGUAAAUGUAUGAAUAUACAGCAAUCACACAGGAGAAGAAAAGAUUAAAACAGUGAUUGGUGGAGACAUUAUAUGUGCCAUUUGUGUUUACAUUACAUUCUUACAUGCUGGAAAGAAAGAGAAGCCAGCAGUUAGCUUGAGAUAAAUUCACAAUAUCUGCAGGCUUAUAUUUAAUGUUUAUGAAAAAAAAUGUUUUAAAUGUGUUCUCAUUUGAUUUGUUGUAUUGACUUGGAUCUCACAAUAAUUUAC